UGGUCUUUGGCCGUUGUUGAAGUGUGGGUUGGUGUAUAUAUAUGUCUGCACAGAGUACCAGAGAGCAUUAUCAUUUCAUCCACUGGAUCAGACUAGAAACAUAUGCUUUGGAGAUUUACCUGCAGAAGAGUAUCACAUUUUAAUCUUACAAUGGACUUCUGCUCUGCAUCACAGCAAACCAGAAGCCCCAGCUCAUGGAUCACCCUCUUCCUCCUGUACUCAAUUGUCACCAUGUGCACUAGAGUAGAGGGCUGGUCCUACCAUCACUCCAACAAAACUAUGAACUGGGACACUGCUAGAAAGUGGUGCACGGAGCACUACACUGACAUGGUGGCCAUCCAGAACCGUGGAGAGAUCUCCCACCUUAACAGCAUCCUGCCCAGGCAAACCAACUAUUACUGGAUAGGGAUCCGUAAGGUGGACGACGUGUGGACCUGGGUGGGGACCAAUAAGACCCUGACUAAAGAGGCAGAGAACUGGGCAGACGGGGAACCCAACAACGGGGGGAACAACGAGGACUGUGUGGAGAUGUACAUCAAGAGAGAGAAGGACACAGGGAAGUGGAACGACGAGUCCUGUAUGAAGAAGAAGACGGCUCUGUGCUUCACAGCCUCGUGUCAGAGCGACUCAUGUUACCAUGGAGAGUGUGUGGAGACCAUCAACAGCCACCACUGUAAAUGCUUUGAGGGCUUCUACGGAGAGCAGUGUGAACACGUUGUUGAAUGUAAGAUGGAGGGGGUCACUGUCCCUGCUAAAGCCAGUGUCAGUUGCUCUCACCCCAAUGGGUAUUUCUCCUUUGACUCGACGUGUCAGUAUUCCUGUGAAGAGGGGUACCGGCUGAGCAGCUCCGGGCCUGUGAGAUGCACAGCCUCAGAAUCAUGGUCAGAACAGCCUCCCACCUGUGAAUUGGUCUUAUGCAGUGAGCUGUAUGAACCUGGGAAGGGUUCCAUGGCCUGCUCCCAUCCCCUGGGCUCCUUCAGCUACCUGUCCACCUGUACCUUUACCUGUGAGGAGGGCUAUGAGAGGCUGGCCUCCAGCUCUGCUACCCUGCAGUGUGGAGCCUCGGGACAGUGGAACGACUCACAGUCACAGUGUAUUGCUGUAAGCUGCCCUACCCUCCAGCAGCCACAGGAUGGCGCUAUCAGCUGUGGAGAAGACUUCACCUAUGGAAGCAGCUGUAACUUUAGCUGCUCUGAGGGUUAUCUCCUCAAGGGGGCGAUCACGCUGACCUGCACAUCAGCUGCUGAGUGGAGUGAGGAGAUACCACACUGUGAAGUGGUCUCAUGCAGUGAGCUGUAUGAACCUGGGAAAGGUUCCAUGGCCUGCUCCCAUCCCCUGGGCUCCUUCAGCUACCUGUCCACCUGUACCUUUACCUGUGAGGAGGGCUAUGAGAGGCUGGCCUCCAGCUCUGCUACCCUGCAGUGUGGUGCCUCGGGACAGUGGAACGACUCACAGUCACAGUGUAUUGCUGUAAGCUGCCCUACCCUCCAGCAGCCACAAGAUGGCGCUAUCAGCUGUGGAGAAGACUUCACCUAUGGAAGCAGCUGUAACUUUAGCUGCUCUGAGGGUUAUCUCCUCAAGGGGGCGAUCACGCUGACCUGCACAUCAGCUGCUGAGUGGAGUGAGGAGAUACCACACUGUGAAGUGGUCUCAUGCAGUGAGCUGUAUGAACCUGGGAAGGGUUCCAUGGCCUGCUCCCAUCCCCUGGGCUCCUUCAGCUACCUGUCCACCUGUACCUUUACCUGUGAGGAGGGCUAUGAGAGGCUGGCCUCCAGCUCUGCUACCCUGCAGUGUGGAGCCUCGGGACAGUGGAACGACUCACAGCCGCAGUGUAUUGCUGUAAGCUGCCCUACCCUCCAGCAGCCACAGGAUGGCGCUAUCAGCUGUGGAGAAGACUUCACCUAUGGAAGCAGCUGUAACUUUAGCUGCUCUGAGGGUUAUCUCCUCAAGGGGGCGAUCACGCUGACCUGCACAUCAGCUGCUGAGUGGAGUGAGGAGAUACCACACUGUGAAGUGGUCUUAUGCAGUGAGCUGUAUGAACCUGGGAAAGGUUCCAUGGCCUGCUCCCAUCCCCUGGGCUCCUUCAGCUACCUGUCCACCUGUACCUUUACCUGUGAGGAGGGCUAUGAGAGGCUGGCCUCCAGCUCUGCUACCCUGCAGUGUGGAGCCUCGGGACAGUGGAACGACUCACAGCCGCAGUGUAUUGCUGUAAGCUGCCCUACCCUCCAGCAGCCACAAGAUGGCGCUAUCAGCUGUGGAGAAGACUUCACCUAUGGAAGCAGCUGUAACUUUAGCUGCUCUGAGGGUUAUCUCCUCAAGGGGGCGAUCACGCUGACCUGCACAUCAGCUGCUGAGUGGAGUGAGGAGAUACCACACUGUGAAGCCGUCCAGUGCCCCUCUCCUGUGGUUCCUCUGGGGGGUCAGGUCAGCUGUGAGGCCCCAUCACAUCCCUGGGGCUCUGUCUGCAACUUCAGCUGUGAUGAGGGUUACGAUCACCAGGGGGCCCCAAACAUGCAGUGUUUACGAUCAGGGGAGUGGAGCGCUGAAACACCUACCUGCACAGCCACACCUGAGCCUCCAUUGAACCCCACUAUCCUAGGCCUGGCAGCAGGGGGCGCUGUGUCAUUAUCUGGCCUGUCUCUGGCUGCAUGGCUCCUCAAACGAAUCAGACAGAAAGCUAACAAGUUUGAUCUGAACAGCACCUCAGACAUUGAGGAACCUUUACAGACCUACAGGAACAGCAUCGACAGCCUGAUAUAGAGACCAACAACAAUAACAGCAGGAACAACAGCAGGAAUAACAGCAGGAACAACUGCAGGAACAACAGCAGGAACAACUGCAGGAAUAACUGCAGGAACAGCAGCAGGAUUAACAGCAGGAACAACAGCAGGAACAACAGCAGGAACAACAGCAGGAACAACAGCAGGAACAACAGCAGGAACAGCAGCAGGAACAACAGCAGGAACAGCAGCAGGAACAACAGCAGGAACAACAGCAGGAACAACAGCAGGAACAACAUCAGGAACAACAGCAGGAACAACAGCAGGAACAACAGCAGGAACAACAUCAGGAACAACAGCAGGAACAGGCUGGCUCUGUUUUCAAAGAACAUGUGCUGGUCACACCUGGAUCACAGUUCCUCAGUAUUGUAAUGUAGUAGGUUAGAUAGCCUUGAAUGGUCUGACUGGGAGAGAGGUGCUCCGUUGAGUAUACAGAAUCAUCUGUUCUCAUGAUGGUCCGACAGAAAAGGUCUUUUUUCUCCCUAAGGGAGUUUUGUCUUGAACAAAUUGUUCACCACAAGUCGACACAUUUCUUAUGAUACUGAUUUUGACAGCUAUUUUAUACAAACUACAGAAAGUUGUAUAUAAUAUUCCCCUGUAUAAUUCUUUGUAUUAUAAUUAAUAUAAUUUAAUGAUUUUACAGAACUGUGAAAUCAAUGCCUUUCAGUAUUUAAGUUAUAUUUAUUUUGAAACCACAGUCUGUGUGUUACAGAAUUACAAGUGUCUUUUUAAAUAUAAUAAAUGUUUCAAACAUG
Molecule: messenger RNA, 3535 nt
Organism: Oncorhynchus keta (chum salmon)
Lineage: Eukaryota; Metazoa; Chordata; Actinopteri; Salmoniformes; Salmonidae
Product: E-selectin-like
Exons: 15
Coding region: 103-2760 (885 amino acids)
Biological process (GO): response to cytokine; leukocyte tethering or rolling; heterophilic cell-cell adhesion
Cellular component (GO): membrane; external side of plasma membrane
Molecular function (GO): sialic acid binding; oligosaccharide binding
Source: RefSeq, a predicted model, not a curated record